Diachasmimorpha longicaudata is the source of this 2252-nucleotide messenger RNA. Its product is annotated as protein ILRUN. Gene Ontology annotation, cellular component: phagophore assembly site. Gene Ontology annotation, biological process: macroautophagy. Gene Ontology annotation, molecular function: ubiquitin binding. Lineage: Eukaryota; Metazoa; Arthropoda; Insecta; Hymenoptera; Braconidae. The transcript is spliced from 3 exons. Bases 270 to 884 code for a protein of 204 amino acids. The record is from RefSeq and is a predicted model, not a curated record.
GUAGAGUGCCCCCCAAACUUUUAGUGCUGAACAAAUGAAUGCACUCUGGACAUUCUCAAAACACGAUACUCUAACGUCACACGUCUUGUAUACCAUGAUCUUUAAAAUCCUGAGUUAAAAAGUUUUUCUUGGUCAGUGAAAUAAAAACAAGUCACAGGGAUCAGCUGAGUAGUGAGCGAAACGAUACAGAAUAUGAAAGAGUGAAUAACUUUGGAUGGGUGGGCUUUUAGUCUUGUUUUUUUGGUAAAUCAACGAUCAUCAUCACAACGAUGGACGUCGACAAUGACUUUGAUCAGCAUUUGCUACAGCAGUUCAGUUGCAUGGGGACAACUGAUAAGGAUGAUUUGGUAAAACAACUGCAGAGGUUACUGGUGGGGAGUCAGCUCAAUGAAGCAACUGCCGCGUUUUUCCUGGAUAUGAACAAUUGGAACCUGCAAGCAGCAAUAUGCAGUUACCUCGAUUACGAGGCACCAUUUAAACUCCCCUGCAUGACUCUCCUCUGUGACAGUACUAUUGGCGAGGGUGAAUCAGUAUCACCCAAUACAAAAUUUCGUAAAUCAUGGCGUGUGCAAAAUUCGGGCACUGAUUCAUGGCCAGAUGGGAUUUGCUUACUGCACACUGGCGGAGUGAUGAUGGGUGAUUGUAAAAAGGUAGAAGUGCCAGCAUUAGCACCAAAGGAUACAACUGAAUUGAGUGUUGUUUUGAUGAGUCCCAGUGAACUGGGAACUUUUCAGAGUAAAUGGAGAAUGAUGACUGCUUCUGGAUCCUAUUUUGGGGAUGUCAUUUGGGUGAUUGUGACUGUGAGUGAAGCGGGCACGUUGGCCGUAACUCAACAACUUCAUCAGCUAAGUACUUCACAGUCGAAUGAUGUACAAAUGUGCUAGCCCCUCCCCCUUUCAAUCCUACGAUAUAUUUUCCAAUUUAUCUCUAUAAAAUCGUUUAAAAAGAUAAAUUUCUAUUUUAUAAAAAAAUACAACAAAAAAUCUUAAAAUGAAGAGAAAAAAAAAUGACUACUAUCACUUUGUGAAAAAACGUACUUGCUCCAAUGAUUGAGAGUAAAAGCAGAAUAUUAAUAAUGCGUAGUGGACUGCUCAGGUGAGUCACAUAAUUUUAUUGUCCCAGCGGCUAUUUAAGAAUAUUAAAUCACUCCAGCGAUGAGACGAUAAAAUUCGCCUGGCCAAAUUUCUUCUCUAUUAUACAUUGAAUUGAUCCCAUUUUGUAGCGUAGAUUCAAUGGCAUCGUCGAAAAAAUAUUGCUGGCUAUCCAAUUUUCUUUGAAUAUCUACAAUAUCGUUAUGAAAUUAAUUCAUCAUUAUUUUCUCUAACGAAAAACAUGAAAAGAUGGGGAUUUUACGCCCUGUGGUAACAUUGGAUAAUGAAAUUAGCGCUUUGGAUUAGUCAGUCGUUGGGACUGAUAACUGAUAGUAAUCCGUAGAAUGUUAUUUUCCAUUGCAAAAUAUAUUUUACUUCCUACAAUGAUUACAGGGGAGAGCUAGAACACUUAAUACCUUUCGAUUUUUUACAUAGAAUAUUUCGUUCCUGCUCGUAACUGGAAUUUGAUAGAGUAAUUGAAUACAUUUUAACCUCAAACAUGAAUCAAUUUUACUAAACUAUAUGAAAAAGCGAAGAAUACUGAAAAAUCUUAAUUUCUUCUUGUCAAUUCAUAAUUAGAAGACAAAAGUAUGAGUUGACAUCAGUGAAAACGAUUUAAUAUGAUAUUUUAAUUCUAAAAGCGUAGCCAUGUGUCAUAACACAAUCAGUGAUACCCUUUUUGUAUUCUACUCUCCCUUGAAGCCUUUUAAUCGAGUAAUCGUGUGCACUACGGUUACUUUUCUCGAUUCCACUUGUUUCAUGUCCCUGAGUUUAUCGAACUAAUGAAAUACUUAUUUUUAAAAUGGAUAAUGUGAUAAUGGAGCGUCUGUAAUGUGUGUGGUCAGUGAAUGAUAUAUUAACUUUUUAAAGACAAUGAUCUGUUAUUGAUUGUGCAACUGAUCUGUAUGGCGGGUUAAUCUUAAAAUUAAUGGGAAAACAAUGAACGGAAAAGAGUCAACAGAAGCCGAAAUAUAAACAUGGAGUUAUUAUGAGAUGAUAGAAAUUUAAGAAUGAGUUUAAUCUUCUUUCUUUCUGUUUUCUCUCUAAUUCUAAUUGUCUUGGAUUUUUCAAAAAUUAAAUUAGAUUGGGAAGAAAAAAAGAGAGAAGAAAGAAAGAAUAUAAUUUUUAUUAGGAUAAAUAAAGUAAAAGUUAUUCCUACAA